Messenger RNA from Siniperca chuatsi (mandarin fish), 3231 nucleotides. RefSeq names its product plakophilin-3-like. Gene Ontology annotation, molecular function: cadherin binding. Gene Ontology annotation, cellular component: cytoplasm; nucleus; adherens junction. The record is from RefSeq and is a predicted model, not a curated record. The coding region runs from base 150 to 2351 and encodes 733 amino acids. Gene Ontology annotation, biological process: cell-cell adhesion; cell-cell junction assembly. The transcript is spliced from 14 exons. NCBI's taxonomy places the organism in Eukaryota, Metazoa, Chordata, Actinopteri, Centrarchiformes, Sinipercidae.
CAGUCAGGCUGCUGACUGAUCUCCAUUUCGGAGCGGACACUCAGAGAACGGAGCUACUCUGAAAGCGAGCCGCGCCUGCUUUGGGACCUUUUGUUUCCCCGACUUUUCUUUCUUUGCCAGGGUGAAGUUGUUUAUUUCCCACUGUAAGUAUGAGUGUAGCGGUGGCGGAGGGCUGUUUUCUGUCCGCUCUGCAGCCCAACUCCUCCUGCACCGCCUAUGUGGUUCCCUCGGACGGGCCGUCUCCGGACCCGGUGGCUAAAGCCAGGAGGGUCCGGGAGCAGGUCCGGAUGCGGCUGGCUGAGAAGAAGUCUUCGUCCCUGCCCAGACUAGACGACUCGCUGGUCGGAUCAACAGAUUACAGCCUUCCUGAGGCAAAGAGCUUUACCCACACCCAUGGUUUCAGUUCCAGAUCCAUGAUACACACACCCAGCCGUGUCAUGGCUGUGCCCACAGUACCCCUUCACUCUUCCAGUUUUUCCUCUCGCUCUGCUGUGGAAACCAGUUCCAAGAAUGCCUCCUACCUGAUCACUGUGCCUCCCCCCGGCACUCUAAGGCGUAGCCUCAGUGGGACACUGGCCCAGGAAAGAGGCUACUGGCAGGAGGAGGAGCUGCCUUAUCAGUACACCUACAAAGGCCCCUCCCACCGCACCAUCAGCCGUAUUACCAACCGACAGCAGCACUUCCAGCAGCAGAGCUCUGCCUUUGGCCAGGAGGGCAGGGUGGGGAUUGGCAAGGGGGUCCCCAUGGCAGGGGACAGCUGGGGGACACAGUGGCAGCAGCAUGUGUCCAGGGCCAACCAUGUCAUGGGCACAGGGCAGUACCAAGCCCCCCUCCACCGGGCUACCUCGCUCCGCAGUGUGAGGAGUGUCGGGAAAGGAGUGGAUGUCUUGGAUGGAACAUCGAUACACAGCAACGACCCACUGGAAGAGAUGCAGGGUCUGGACAUGGUUACAGCUGUCAGAUAUCUAUCUGAGUCAGAUGCUGCCUUGCAAGUGCUGGGAGCUGCAUACAUACAACAUCAGUGUUACCUUAGCAACAAUGCCAAAAACCAGGUCCGUGCUCUGCAUGGCGUUCCAGCUCUGGUUCAGCUUUUCUCCAGUGACAACCAAGACGUGCAGCGUUAUGCCACUGGUGCCACACGGAACCUCAUCUACGAGAACGCUGACAACAAGAUGGCACUCGUAGAUGCUGGUGGAGUGAUGCAUCUCGUCACCAUCCUGAGCGAACCUGAUGAGGAGCUUCAAAAGACCAUCACAGGUGUCCUGUGGAAUCUGUCCUCCAGAGACAACCUGAAGGAGAAGCUGUCCAAAGAAGCUUUAUCAGAGCUGACAGAGAAAGUACUCAUUCCUCUGUGCAGCAGCAUCCCACUAAGCCCAUCUGAGAAAGACAUCUUCUACAACACCACCGGCUUCCUCAGGAACUUGAGCUCAGUGAAUGAGAGGACAAGACAGAAGAUGAGAGAUAUGCGAGGCCUGGUGAACUCUCUGGUGUCCUACAUUCAACAAGAGGAGAGGGCAGAUGACAAGGGUUUGGAGAAUUCAUUGUGUGUGAUGAGGAAUCUAUCCUACCAGCUGUACACAGAGCUUUCUCCCUCAGUCCGACUCUAUCUGGAGGGCCCAACGAGAGCCUCGGCCUCCAGGGAUAGUGAGGCUAUCAGCUGCUUUUCUCUGUAUGGCAAAAAAAACACAGAGCGUAACCAGAAUCUGUCCAUACUGUCUGAGGUACCCCGACAGCCUAAGGGGGCUGAGUGGCUGUGGCACCCUAAGGUGGUGGGGCUAUAUAAGCUUGUUUUGCAGAACAGCGACAGCAACUCCAGCAGCCGUGAGGCUGCCAUAGGAGCCCUGCAAAAUAUCACUGCAGGAGAGGCCAGGUGGUCAUCAGUGCUGAGUGAUGUGGUGAUGGAGCAGGAGAAGAUGCUGCCCAUCUUGCUGGAUCUGUUAGACACCAACAGUGACAUGGAGCUGAGGCCUCUGACCGGCCUGCUGAGAAAUCUGGCCAGACACUCCUCUAACAAAGACCACAUGGCUAAGAAUAUGGUGAAGGUUCUGGUGUCCAAGCUGCCCAGUGAUGGCCUUCAGAAAGCGCCACCCAGCGAGGUUGUGGUCAACAUCUGUGGAGCCCUCAAUCACCUGGUCAUCUGCAGUUCCUUGGCAGCCCGGGACAUCUUGUACGUCAACGGCCUGCCGAAACUUGUGGGCAUCAAGACAUCCCACGAUAACAGCUCUGGGAGUCUAAAAGCUGCUCGAGCAGCCUCAACUGUCCUCUGCAACAUGUUCCAGUACAACAAACUGCACAGAGACUACAAACUGAAAGGAUUUGCCAGACAAGACUUCGCAGAUGCCACCAUCUAGGCUGCAUCAUGUUACAUGAUUCAUUCUGAGCUUUUGACUUCAGGAUCAAGGUUGCUGUGAGGAAAAGAAGAGGAACAACAGCAGAUUAUCUAGCAGUGAUCGACCCACAGGAAGGGAAAAAUGGACUGGACUGGAGUUAAUGGACUGGAGGCAAUGUCCUCUGUGUAUUUAACUUGGUUUAGCUUGCAGCAGAUAGGCUGUGAAGAUGGGAACUUAAUGUUAUACACACACACAGUGGACUUCACCCCCAAAACUACCAUAUGCUCUGUGUGUUUUACAGUUUGACUGAUAUGUUGCUGAUAGCUGAUAUAUGAUACCCACAUUAGACAGAUAGAUUGGCCCACUGUUAAAAAUGCGAUGGAUAAAUCAAAGUGAAAACAACACAGAGCUGCUACAGUCACUACAGAGUUAUAGACCAUCAAAUAAAAAAUAUAAAACAUACUAGCAGUGCCACCCUCAGCAUGUCAUAAUGUCACAACUACCCUUCCCAAGUUGAUUCUGUGUUUGAAAAAACUAAUAAAUUGCAUCAACACUUAAUCAUGUAGGAAUGCAGUGUAAGCAUGGAAAUAUUGAAAAUAAAGACCUAUAUACUCUUUUCUAUCAGGUGGAAGUACCUCCAGUUAGCUACCAGAGCUUCAUGAUCAUCAACAGAAGUCCAGUCAGAGCUCUGAGGAAAUGCCAGUUACAAAACAAACACCCCAAAAAUUAUAUUUCUGAUUACUUAUGCCUGUAGCCUUAAUUUUAGAAGUACAAAUGACACACUCUUGAAACUGAAGGCACUUGUUGCUGGGUUUUUUUAUAUGUUUUUGAAGCCAUUUUUAUGUAUAGUAAUACAUCUAAAAGAUUUGUUACUUGCAUAAACAGAAAGAAUUCACUGUUA